Alternaria arbusti is the source of this 534-nucleotide messenger RNA. RefSeq lists its product as uncharacterized. The coding region runs from base 1 to 534 and encodes 177 amino acids. The record is from RefSeq and is a predicted model, not a curated record. The transcript has a single exon. NCBI's taxonomy places the organism in Eukaryota, Fungi, Ascomycota, Dothideomycetes, Pleosporales, Pleosporaceae.
AUGCUGCCGCCAGCCGAUCGUCUCGCUCUGGAGAUUUUCGCCGAAGACCUAGACCCGGACGUAGAGGCAAGUGACGAGCUUGCUUCCCUUCUCGAACCUUAUACGAUGCAUAGGCGCGUUAGCGAGAUAGGUCAGUCCGAUCUCGAGCCCACCCAGAGUGCGGUCGCAUCGCGCCGCUUCAGCAAUGUUACUUUGCCUAACAGUCAGGAAGUGGAGGAGGACGAAGAGGCAGAAGACAGGGACGAAGGGGACGAGGAGGAAGAGGAGGGCGAAGAGGAUACGGGCGCCGGCGCCGAGGAGGAGGAGGAGGAGGGCGAGGAGGAGGAGGAGGAGGGCAAGGAGGAUACGGGUGCUGGCGCAGAGGAGGCGUGCAGCCCUGCUGUACAAUCCCUAAAUCCACCGCCCUCGAACCAGCAAGCCUUAUUCCUUUCCCAGGCGAAUAAAGAGUGCCCUAAUCAUAAGCGCAGCAGUGCGUUAUACGGUUCUGUUCCCCAGGACCUUUCGCAGUGGUCAGAGGAAGAUGUAGUUGCGUGA